Messenger RNA from Acanthosepion pharaonis, 702 nucleotides. Lineage: Eukaryota; Metazoa; Mollusca; Cephalopoda; Sepiida; Sepiidae. The record is from the annotation of a GenBank genome assembly.
AUGAUGCUUAACAUCGCAGGAAGUGUUGACGGUUUGGACCAAGAUGUAACGGGAAAGUCGGCGUUCAUGGAACUCCAGCAACAGCCGAUGCCUCCAGGAAUGGCACACCCGGCCUACCCGAUUCGAUCUUCGUACCCAACUCACCAAAGUCAACAUGAAAAUGUCUUUUCCACAGCACAACACACUCGGCCAUUUACCUACCCUUUCGCUAUGAAUACUAUGUCGGCGACCACCUACAAUCCUCCAACCCAUGCAUUUUCUGUGACCCCUUAUCAAACGACGUCUCCAACUCGUGAAGGAUGUACGUUUUAUUUCCCCACAGAGAAGUCUCAGAUGGAGGAACAGUUGAGAAUCAAUGGCAAAGGCAAGAAAAUGCGUAAACCGCGGACUAUAUACUCCAGUCUGCAACUUCAGCAACUAAACAGGCGUUUUCAACGAACGCAGUAUUUGGCCUUACCCGAGCGAGCCGAGUUGGCCGCUUCUCUUGGCCUCACGCAAACCCAGCGUUUAGAAACUUGUACUAUUCUUUUUCGGGUUCUCUGCCGUCCACUUCCACAAGCAACAGCUACUCGCCCGCCUACAUCAACAACACCCAAAUAUAUUUUCCUCGCAAUAUCCAUUCUUAUUUUGACUGAAACAUCUAUCUAUCUAUCUAUCUAUCUAUCUAUCUAUCUAUCUAUCUAUCUAUCUAUCUUUCUAUGA